Molecule: messenger RNA, 5009 nt
Organism: Xiphophorus couchianus (Monterrey platyfish)
Lineage: Eukaryota; Metazoa; Chordata; Actinopteri; Cyprinodontiformes; Poeciliidae
Product: NACHT, LRR and PYD domains-containing protein 12-like
Exons: 14
Coding region: 124-3963 (1279 amino acids)
Molecular function (GO): protein binding
Source: RefSeq, a predicted model, not a curated record
AAGUUUAUUUAUGUUUUCUUCAUUACAUAAGAGGAUUUCCUCUGGAAACUGUCGUUAAAGUUUAAAUCAGUUGCUCCUUUAGGAAAGAGUGUGAUAGUUAGACUCCAUUUUGAUCACUGGCAGAUGUUCUUGUUAGAUGCUCAGAAAGUUUCAGCCAGGUUUCCUUCAUGCUGCUGUUUUGUUUCUUCCAGGACCGAUGAGGAGGAAUCUUCCUCCUGUGCUGAAAGCUGCGUGUCGCUAAAGAGUGACCGGUCCAUGGAUCCAAUAACUGUCUUCAAAACUGGAGACCAGCCUGAGCAUAAAGAGAUCCAGCAGCAGACAGCAGCCGUGCCCUCAUCCAGCUGUUUAUCCAUGAAGAGCGACCGGUCCAUGGAUCCAAUCACUGUAUUUAAAGACGGACACCAGUCUGUUCAGAACAGUGAUGAGCUGCAGGACUCAACGGUUCUCAGUGUUCAGUCUGUUCAUCACCAAACUGAUCUGGGCUCCAUUUUUAAGGCUCUGGAGGAAAGCAUCAUAGGUUUUGUGAAGUCAGAGUUAGAGAAAUUGCUAAACGUUGUUGGACCAGAUUACCAUGAAUACUUAAAGAACCAGAGAGAGAAUGAAGAGUUGCUGGAUGGAGGUGAAGAAGAGCAGGAAAAUACCAGCGGAGAGUCAUUUCUGAAGCUCACACUCGACUUUCUGAGGAGGAUGAAGCAAAAGAGGCUGGCGGAUUAUCUGCAUAGCAAGACCUCUUCAACGAAGAAUCAACGAGGACACAAGUCUAACCUGAGGAAGAGAUUCCAGUCUGUGUUUGAAGGGAUCGCUAAAGGCGGAAGCCCAACUCUGCUGAACCAGAUCUACACGGAGCUUUACAUGACAGAGGGAGGAACCGGAGAGGUCAACGAAGAGCACGAGGUCAGGCAGAUUGAAAUCACCUCCAGAAAACAAGACAGUCCUGAAACAAUCAGAAUAGAAGACAUUUUUAAGGUUCAUAAUGACAAAGCUCAGCCAAUCAGAACGAUGCUCACUAAAGGAGUUGCUGGCAUUGGGAAAACCAUCCUAACGCAGAAGUUCACUUUGGAUUGGGCCGAAGACAAAUCAAAUCAGGAUAUACAUUUUACUUUUCCGUUUACCUUCAGAGAGCUGAAUGUGCUGAAAGAGAAAAGAUUCAGUUUGGUGGAACUUGUUCACCGCUUCUUUCCAGAAAGCAAAGAAAUCUGUGAUUUUGAACAAUUUAGCGUUUUGUUCAUUUUUGAUGGUCUGGAUGAAUGUAGACUUUCUCUGGACUUCCACAACAGUCCGAUCCUGACCGACGUUACAGAGUCCACCUCAGUGGACGUCCUGCUGAUAAACCUCAUCCGGGGGAAACUGCUUCCCUCCGCUCGCCUCUGGAUAACCACGAGACCUUCAGCCGUCAGUCAGAUCCCUCUUCAGUGUGUGGAUGUGAUGACAGAAGUCAGAGGAUUUUCAGAUUCCAAAAAGGAGGAGUACUUUAGGAAGAGGUUUAAAGAUAAGAAGCAAGCCAACAGGAUCGUCUCCCACAUCAAAUCUUCACGAAGCCUCCACAUCAUGUGCCACAUCCCGAUCUUCUGCUGGAUCAAUGCUACAGUCCUGGAGGAUAUGCUGAAAACCAGAGAAGAGGGGGAGCUGCCAAAGACCCUGACAGAGAUGUACAUCCACUUUUUAGUUGUUCAGACCAAAGUAAAGAAAGUUAAAUAUGAUAAAGGAAUGGAAACAGAUCCUCACUGGAGUCCAGAGAGCAGGAAGAUGAUUGAGUCUCUGGGAAAACUGGCUUUAGAUCAGCUGCAGAAAGGAAACCUGAUCUUCUAUGAAUCAGACCUGACAGAGUGUGGCAUCGAUAUCAGAGCAGCCUCACUGUACUCAGGAGUGUUCACACAGAUCUUCAGGGAGGAGAGAGGGCUGUACCAGGACAAGGUGUUCUGCUUCAUCCAUCUGAGUGUUCAGGAGUUUCUGGCUGCUCUUCAUGUUCAUCUGACCUUCAUCAACUCUGGAACCAACCUGCUGAUGGCAGAAACAGGAGAACUAGAUUCUGUAGCAACCCUCCUUCAUCAGCUCGCUGUUGACAAGGCCUUACAGAGUCCAAACGGACACUGGGACAUGUUCCUUCGCUUUCUGUUAGGACUUUCUCAGCCAGUGAAUCAAAUAUUGCUACGAGGCCUAAACACACAAACACAAAGCAGCUCACAAAGCAACCAAGACACAAUCCAGUACAUCAAGAAGAAAAUCAGCGAUAAUGUGUCUGUAGAGAAAAGCAUCAAUUUGUUCCACUGUCUGAAUGAGCUGAACGAUCGUUCUCUGGUAGAAGAGAUCCAACAGUACCUGAAAUCAGGAAGUCUCUCCAUAGACAAACUGUCUCCGGCUCAGUGGUCCGCUCUGGUCUUCAUCUUACUGACAUCCAAAAAAGAUCUGGACGUGUUUGACCUGAAGAAAUACUCUGCUUCAGAGGAGGCUCUUCUGAUGCUGCUUCCUGUGGUUAAAGCCUCCAACAAAGCUCUGCUAAGCGACUGCACCCUCUCUGAGAAAACAUGUGAAGCUAUAUCCUCAGUCCUUAGUUCCCAAUCUUGCUGCUUGAGAGAAGUGGACCUGAGUCAUAAUGACCUGGAGGACGUAGGAAUGGAAGCGUUGUCUUCUGGGAUGUUGGGUCAACAAUGUGGGCUGGAAUCACUGAGGGUAGCUGACUGCAACCUGUCACAGAAGAGCUGUGAGACUCUUAACUUGUGUCUCAGUUCAAAUAGCUUCAGGCUUAAGAGUCUGGAUUUGAAUCACAACUUCCUGCAGGAUGUCGGACUGAAGCAACUUUCUGAUGGAUUGAAGAGUCCAUACUGCAAACUAGAAAGUAUUAGUUUGUCGGCAUGUAGCCUCUCAGAGCAGAGCUGUGAAACUCUGGCCUCAGCGCUCAGCUCUCCCUCCUGCAAGCUCAGAUCUCUGAAUAUGAGCCACAACAACCUGGGAGAUUCGGGGGUGAAGCGGCUCUGUGUUGAACUGGAGAACAAACACUGUCAAAUGGAGACCGUCAUACUUUGUGGAUGCCAACUCUCAGAAAGAUGCUGUAAAUAUAUAUCUGCAGUUCUCAGCACUCAGCCAUCCAAACUGAGAGAGCUGGACCUGAGUAACAACAACCUGACAGAUGCAGGAGUGCAGCAGCUGUCCAGUGGCCUGGGCAGUCCACACUGCAAGCUGGAAACUCUCAGACUGUCAGGCUGUCUGGUCACAGGAAAAGGUUGCGGCUAUCUGGCAUCAGCCCUGAGCUCCAACCCCUCUCCUCUGAAAGAGCUGGACCUGAGCUACAACCAUCCGGGAGUCGCAGGGAAACAAAUGCUGUGUUCUGAGCAGAAGGGUCCACCGUGGAAACUGGCUAAUCUGAGUUUGGAGCAAGGCGGAGAGCACAGGCUAAAACCUGAUGUCAGAAAAUAUUUCUGUGAACUUGAGCUGGACAUGAAUUCAGUGAACAGACAACUCCAGCUGUCUGACAACAACACAAAGAUUAGACAGGUGGAUGAUGAGCAGCCAUACCCCGAUCAUCCAAACAGAUUCCAGACCUGCUGGCAGCUCAUGUGCCGAAAUGGCCUGACUGGUCGCUGUUACUGGGAGGUGGAGUGGAAGGGAGCAGUUCUCCUCUCCGUGAGCUGCAAAGGAAUCAAACGAAGUGGAAAAAGUGAGGCCUGCAGGUUUGGAAGGAACGAUCAGUCCUGGACGUUGGAGUGCUCUGACGUGUUUGGUUUCGCUGCCUGGCAUGUUAACAGAGAAACAACCAUCCUUGGUUCCUCUGCCGCCCACAGAGUAGGAGUUUAUCUGGACCAUCCUGCAGGAAUGCUCUCCUUCUACGAUGUCUCCUCCGACACAUUGGAGCAUCUCUACACCUUCUGCGCCACAUUUACUGAACCCGUUUAUCCCAGUUUUGGUUUGUGGUCUGGAGCCUCAGUGUCACUGUGUUCAGCAGCUUCAAAGAAACCUGCAGCGUAAAGCUGUUUAAGGAUAAAUACAACAGCUUUACAUAAUUAUAGCUGUGCAAUAGCUCUGUGCAUAACAAAAAACGUUCUAUGUGAGUAGGUAAGUUAAGCUGUUACACUUCUAAAAGUAAGAUAUAUUUAACUAUGUCAUGUUUUCUAUCAAACCAAAUGAUAUCCACAUCCCAGUUUAUGUUUUAUGAUGGAGGAACAGCACCGUUUGAAAACCAACAGAUCUGUUAACAUAACCGUUACCGUCUGUCAGCCAUUACAACCCUUUAAUCUGUUGUUAACAUUAGUAAUGUGCUUUUCUGAGCCGUCUUUAAACGCAUCAUGAGCUCAUCAUACUCUGUGACCACAGUAUGUUGUGACAGUAGGAGGCGCUGUUGCAUUUUUACACUUUGCUUUACUCCCCUAAAAUAUAAGAUUUGCAAACAAACAGAAAAAUAAAGAAAAAGCCGAACAACAAAUAAAAACUAACAUUUGAGCACUAAGAACUAUCUUAGUGGUCUGUGACUGAUAUAUUUCCAUAAUAAACAUAAUAAUGGUGGUCAAAUUGUAGGGAGCAGCUUUAAAUUAUGAUUUACGCUUUGUGAUGCUUACUGCCCGUUAUUGAAAAUAAAUUGAUGUACAUUUGUCACUGUUUUUUGGUAAUAUUGUAUAUUCAUUAUUGGUUUGCUUCAGUUGGUCAUUUCUGUAAAUUCUGAGGAAUUUGGUUUAUAGCAAACGAGAAACACAAACUCACUUUCUCAGAAAAUUACAAGGCUAAUUAAUGUGUUUGGCUUUUUACUCCAGAAAUAUGCAGGAACAGUUUAUCUUUUAUCAGCUUGAGCUAAACUCACGUAACAACGAUGUGAAAACCAGUCCGACCUGUGGAGAGCUGGAGGUAAACAAACUAACCUCUCCUUCCUUCCUCCUUCCUCUCAGGGUUAGGGGGAUUUUUUACCACAAAAGUUUUGUUUUCUGGACAUGAAGUUUAUUAGAGACAUCAUUGUUGUCUCUAAUAACAGGAUAUGUUCACUGGGACAAUAAAAUGGAAAUAAAACUCUUUUCUCUCCAAAA